UGGUUUGCAUCAAAUGUUAGAUGUUUCAGUAAAUUAAAAACCUUUUGUUGGCAAUUCUAUUAUGUACAUACAGUAUAAAGAUACGUAGAUAUUUUUUUUUUAGUUUUCAUAAUUUUGGAUGUGACAGAAGGGAAAAAUGCUUUCUCAUAUAACUUUCGUAAAGGACUGUUAUGAUUAAUUGUGAGGAAUGGGGUGUUUUUGUUUCUGGUAAUGUUUUGUAUUUUAAUAAUAAACAUCAACUUCUCUGAUUGUUCAAAUUAUUCUAAAUGAAAAUAAUUUUGUGAUAGUGGGCAUUUAAAAAUGUAAGUAUAUUACUAAAUGUCUGAGUAACGAUCUAUCACUUUGCAAUUCGGUCUACUUGUAGUCUACCCAGGCUCCUUUUAUCAUUUGUUUGCCUGAAGCACAUGAACGCACCCCGUCUGAUAACUUCAGUUAUUAAAUGGAAUGGCUCCUCCUGGCGGACGCAUCGUAAAUUACAAGGAGUACAAACGUUUUCACUCUUGUUUACUCUGUUUGCUACCCUCUAUUAGCUUGGACACGCUAUGAGCGAAAGAGAAAUUGUCGUUGUUACAGGUAAAAUAAGAAUUUGCUCAAUGAUAUGUACACUCUUCAUACUUUUAAAAACACGUGUUGAAUACACUUUGAAGGGUUUGGACCGUUCAGACAGUUCUUGGUGAACCCCAGCUGGACAACAGCCCAGCUGUGUGUUUCGUUUACCGCAGGGAUUAAAGUUGGCCGGGAUGGGACAGCGCAUCGAUGUUUACAUCAAGGAACUGCCAGUUAGCUACAGUUCAACCCAGAGGAUUAUUGCUGAGCUUUGGCAGACCCUUAAACCAAAGUUUGCUGUUCCCCUGGGCAUAGCCAGAGGUUCCAGUCUUGUCAUUUUGGAGCAAACUGGUAAGAACAGCGGAUAUAGCACCCGAGACGUUUGCAACUGCUCCCCCACAGAUCACCUCUGCAUCGUAGGCGGCCCAGAGAAACUGGACUCCGUUGUUAAUAUGAGGACCAUCUCCAAGCACUUUAAGCAAGCAGGAAUGGAUGUGGUUCAUUCUAGAGAUGCUGGCAGAUACUUGUGUGAUUUUGCUUAUUACUGCUCACUGUAUCAUGGUGAGAGGAGAGCAGCUUUCAUCCAUAUACCCUCAUCUGGCAGUUUAUCCUCGGCUGAGAGACUGGUACCUCUUCUUCAGGAAACAAUUGUCAUGAUGCUUGAUCAGCUGGAAGAAGCCAAAUAUCACUCAGAAACAAUUGCAGGAAGCAUCUCAAAGUUGACAUAUGAUGUCCAAACCCACGCAGAGGAGAGUUCUAAUGAAAAGAAAUCUAAUACUUUCGGCUGUGCUGACACACCACAGUAACCUGCCUUCUGCUUCGUCCAAUAUCUGGUGUCCAGUACACUUGUUGAUGCUAUGUUAUAAAACAGGUUAAAAACCUGACUUCUUGUCAGCAUCUUGUCAUUUGUGCCAUUAGUGGAAACUCACUUCUAACCUGUCAAAACCAGAGUUGUUUCAAUUGUAUAUGCCAUGUAAAUAUAGCCUCAGCUAUGCUAUCGUAUACUUUGCUGUUUAUUCCUUCUGUCAAUGUUUUGUUUAGCACUAGGCCGGUGUCCAUUGCCAUCCUGAAAUUUCUCACCAGGGUUUAUCAGUGCUCAUCUCAGCCGGUGUUUAAUUUCAGGCACUGGUCAAAUAACACAGUGUCAGUGAUGCAGAUUUUAAACUGUUGUGACCAAUAAGAUGCUGAGUGUCACAUGAAAAUACUGCGGAGGUAUUGCACUUGGUGAGCCCAGGAUGUCGCUCUGUACAUAUCUGUAGCACUGAGAUUUUUUUUUUACCUCCUUUGUUCAUAGCUAAUAUAAAUAUGGGCCCUCUUCCGGUCUGGUGGCCAGUUUCUAAGAAAAAUCAGUCACUCUAUCACAUCAUACUUAUACACCAGGGAAAUAGAAAGCUAUGGAUUGACAAAUUUAAAGUUUACUGAAACUCAUAGACUUAAUAAGAAACACAAAUGUAAAGAAUUCCACGAUUUACAUUUAUUUUAAACAUAUUAUUAGAUCCCUUAACCCCGCAAGCAAGUAUAAUCAAUGGACGGAUAAAUAAUCUGUAAUAAUUCUACUGCAAUAAUAAAAACUGAUUCAUUGUAAGUUUUGUAAUACAUUUUUAACAGAGUUGUCAAUAAAAGUGUCUGGCACCA
This is a messenger RNA of Xiphophorus couchianus (Monterrey platyfish), 2181 nucleotides long. RefSeq names its product pyroglutamyl-peptidase I like (gene pgpep1l). Gene Ontology annotation, molecular function: pyroglutamyl-peptidase activity. The record is from RefSeq and is a predicted model, not a curated record. Gene Ontology annotation, cellular component: cytosol. The transcript has 5 exons. Lineage: Eukaryota; Metazoa; Chordata; Actinopteri; Cyprinodontiformes; Poeciliidae. Gene Ontology annotation, biological process: proteolysis. The coding region runs from base 741 to 1352 and encodes 203 amino acids.